Molecule: messenger RNA, 3501 nt
Organism: Gastrolobium bilobum
Lineage: Eukaryota; Viridiplantae; Streptophyta; Magnoliopsida; Fabales; Fabaceae
Product: homeobox-leucine zipper protein ATHB-15
Exons: 19
Coding region: 850-3360 (836 amino acids)
Molecular function (GO): DNA-binding transcription factor activity; lipid binding; DNA binding
Source: RefSeq, a predicted model, not a curated record
AUAUGAGAAGACGACACAUAGAAAUUGAGAAAUUGAGGAACCAACCAACCAACAAGGCAACAACACCUCCAAAAAGCAAAAGCCUGAACAUGAUGCUCCACUGCCCUCUCUUUCUCUUCCAGCUGUGUUAGGGUUUCCUCUCUUUUCUUUCCCCCUUUAUUUUUUUUGUUUGAUUCCCAAAGCAAAAGAUUAAAAAAAAAAAGAAAAAAGAGAGAGAGAGAAGUAUUCACCAUCACAGUUCUCAGAGCAAUUUCACAGUGCCAGAGAUUCCCCUAUCAGCUGCAAAAAAACAAAAAUAAGUAAAAAUGCUUCUUUGAUCUUUGCCCUGCCUAUUUUUGUUCUGUUUUGCUCUCUCAAUGGCGUUUGUUUGAUAGCUUGAAAAGUAUGGUCCAAAGAUCAGCAACAAUUCAAAUAGAUUAGCACAAGUGGUACCUUCCAGUGGAUGAAGAUCGUUAAAGCGGUGUCGUUUUGGCUCGCUCUGAGUCCCUGAGGGACAACUCUGCAAGGUGAGGUGUUGUUUGUUUGUGGGAGUCAGAUCGUUGCUGUUGUUAGCAUGAGGUUGCUUCAAAGGCUCUGAUCUCGAAAGAUUUUUAUCGUAUUCUCGUGUUAGUGGCUGUCUCUUGCUGAGGAAACAAAGAUAAACUGCGUGCCACUUCAGCUCUCUCAUUUGCCUCACAGUUUUCGCUGCAAACUCUUCCUGACUCACUAGGCAGAGGAAUCUGCUAAUGGUUGCUUGCUGUUAAAGAGCAAUUGAAGUUGUGGUAGAAGUCACUUGUUGUUGUUGUUGUUCAAACGUUUGGUUGGUUGGUUGGUUGGUGGGGUGUUUGAAUUUUGAGGUAGUUGUUAGAUAUGGCAAUGUCCUGCAAGGAUGGUAAAGCAGGAUUGGAUAAUGGCAAGUAUGUCCGUUACACACCUGAGCAGGUUGAAGCCCUUGAGAGGCUUUAUCAUGACUGCCCCAAACCCAGUUCCAUUCGCCGCCAGCAGCUUAUUCGCGAGUGCCCAAUACUCUCAAACAUUGAGCCAAAGCAAAUCAAAGUUUGGUUCCAGAACAGAAGAUGUAGAGAGAAGCAGAGAAAAGAGGCUUCGCGGUUGCAAGCUGUAAAUAGGAAGCUGACAGCCAUGAACAAGUUGCUGAUGGAGGAGAAUGAUAGGUUGCAGAAGCAGGUGUCUCAAUUGGUGUACGAAAAUGGCUACUUUCGUCAACAUACCCAAAAUAAUACGCUUGCAACCAAAGACACAAGCUGUGAGUCAGCCGUGACUAGUGGUCAGCGCAGUUUGACAACCCAGCAUCCUCCAAGGGAUGCAAGUCCUGCAGGGCUUUUGUCCAUUGCAGAAGAGACUUUAGCAGAGUUUCUUUCAAAGGCUACUGGGACUGCUGUUGAGUGGGUCCAAAUGCCUGGAAUGAAGCCUGGUCCGGAUUCCAUUGGAAUCGUUGCUAUUUCUCAUGGUUGCACUGGUGUGGCCGCAAGAGCCUGUGGCCUAGUGGGUCUAGAACCUACAAGGGUUGCAGAAAUCCUCAAAGAUCGGCCUUCGUGGUUCCGAGAUUGCCGAGCUGUUGAUGUUCUGAAUGUGCUGCCCACUGCAAAUGGUGGAACUAUAGAGCUGCUUUAUAUGCAGCUAUAUGCACCAACCACGUUGGCACCUGCUCGGGACUUCUGGUUGUUGCGCUACACAUCUGUCCUAGAAGAUGGAAGCCUAGUGAUCUGUGAGCGGUCUCUUAAAAAUACACAAAAUGGUCCAAGCAUGCCUCCUGUGCAGCACUUUGUUAGAGCAGAGACGCUGCCUAGCGGGUACUUGAUAAGACCUUGUGAAGGAGGUGGUUCCAUCAUCCACAUUGUUGAUCAUAUGGAUUUGGAGCCAUGGAGUGUUCCUGAAGUAUUGCGUCCACUGUAUGAAUCAUCAACAGUGCUGGCUCAGAAGACAACAAUGGUGGCCCUACGUCAGCUAAGGCAGAUAUCGCAUGAAGUUUCUCAGUCUAAUGUCACUGGGUGGGGUAGACGACCGGCAGCUCUUCGGGCACUUGGCCAGAGACUGAGCCGGGGUUUCAAUGAGGCAGUCAAUGGGUUUACUGAUGAGGGAUGGUCAAUGAUUGGCAAUGGUGCUGAUGAUGUUACAGUUCUAGUGAAUUCAUCACCUGACAAGUUAAUGGGUCUUAAUCUUUCCUUUGCCAAUGGAUUUCCAUCUGUCAGCAAUGCAGUCUUAUGUGCCAAAGCUUCCAUGCUAUUACAGAAUGUGCCUCCAGCCAUUCUAUUAAGGUUCCUACGGGAGCAUCGAUCAGAAUGGGCGGACAACAACAUGGAUGCUUACUCAGCUGCUGCCAUUAAAGUUGGUCCUUGUAGCUUUUCAGGAUCUCGGGUUGGAAAUUAUGGGGGUCAAGUUAUUCUUCCUCUAGCCCACACUAUCGAGCAUGAGGAGUUUCUGGAAGUCAUUAAAUUGGAAGGAAUUGCUCAUUCUCCUGAAGACACAAUAAUGCCCAGAGAAGUUUUUCUCUUGCAACUCUGCAGUGGAAUGGAUGAGAAUGCUGUCGGCACCUGUGCUGAACUUAUAUUUGCUCCAAUUGAUGCAUCCUUUGCUGAUGACGCCCCCCUUCUGCCUUCUGGAUUUCGCAUCAUUCCUCUUGAUUCUGGAAAGGAAGCGUCCAACCCAAAUCGCACCCUUGACCUUGCAUCUGCCCUUGACAUUGGCCCCACUGGAAACAGAGCAUCGAAUGAUUAUUCUGGAAAUUCUGGCUGUAUGAGAUCGGUGAUGACAAUUGCAUUCGAAUUUGCAUUUGAAAGUCAUAUGCAAGAGCAUGUAGCAUCCAUGGCACGACAAUACGUUCGUAGCAUUAUAUCAUCUGUCCAAAGGGUGGCAUUAGCGCUUUCACCUUCUCAUUUGAAUUCACAAGCUGGGCUUAGGACACCACUAGGUACUCCUGAAGCGCAAACACUUGCUCGUUGGAUCUGCAACAGUUAUAGGUGCUACUUGGGUGUCGAGCUACUUAAAUCUAAUAGCGAGGGGAACGAAACUUUACUCAAGUCCUUGUGGCAUCACUCAGAUGCAAUAUUGUGCUGCACUCUAAAAGCAUUGCCCGUGUUCACUUUCGCAAACCAGGCAGGGCUUGACAUGCUGGAGACUACCUUAGUUGCUUUGCAAGACAUAGCUUUAGAGAAAAUAUUUGACGAUCAUGGUCGAAAGAUUCUCUGCUCAGAGUUUCCCCAAAUUAUUCAACAGGGUUUUGCCUGCCUUCAAGGUGGUAUGUGUCUCUCAAGCAUGGGGCGACCGAUCUCAUAUGAAAGAGUAGUGGCUUGGAAGGUGCUGAACGAAGAAGAGAAUGCUCAUUGUAUUUGCUUUACGUUUAUGAACUGGUCUUUUGUUUGACAUAUGAUAUGAUUAGAGAACAGGAAUCGAUGUGUUAAAAAAGACUAUGCACUCUUUUUUAAGACAUGUUUUGCUGCUUGGUGUUUUGCUGUAUUUUGCUGUGAAGACUUGGAUUUGCAUGUAAAGACUACUUAUGUGUUA